AUGCAUUCCAGGGGUAGUCAGGCCAUGGCAAGUUCUGAACCCGACACUCUAAGGAAGACAGCCGUGGAGACCGAGAUAGCUGUUAUGUCUUGUUCAACAGAUCCAGCAUGGUACCGUCAGCCUCAUCUAGUGUACCUGAACUACAUAAUUAUCUCCCUGGUUCUCUUCUCUUCGGCCAAUGGGUACGACGGCUCUCUCAUGAACGGCCUGCAGGCCUUGAAUGAGUGGAACCGUUUUAUGGACUAUCCGACCGGCGUCAAACUAGGAUGGAUCAAUGCAAUCAUCCUGCUAGGCACCGGGGUGGGGUCCCCUAUUGCCGCCUGGGUCUCGAACCGCUUCGGACGUAAGCCGGGACUCAACGUCGGUUACCUCUUUAUGAUCCUCGGCUCAGUACUGCAGACCGCCUCUCCGAAUCCGACGGCAUUCUUGGUGGCCCGUCUGUCUAUCGGUGUGGCAUCGGCUCUUUUCGGAGUCGCCGCUCCCUUGCUCAUCAACGAGAUAGCGCAUCCCAGACACCGGGGCAUGGUCAACUCGCUGUUUAUGACCGGAUGGUAUAUGGGGGGUAGCAUUUCUGGGUGGGUUAUAUUCGGAGUCCGAACCUAUUCCUCCUCGUGGUCAUGGCGCCUUCCAUCGCUUCUGCAGGCUCUUCUCCCGGCCGUUGCCUUGCCGGGGCUCCUUCUCGCUCCAGAGAGUCCUCGAUGGCUUAUUUCGCAAGGACGUGAGGAAGAGGCGCAUGCCAUUCUGACGCGGUAUCAUGCAGGCGGGCGCCGCUCAUCCUUGGUCGAUGCCGAAUUUGAGGAGAUUCGCGCGACGAUUCGAGCCGAGCAAGACGCUCACAAGGGUGCCAGUUACGUGGAGAUGUUCCGUACUCCAGGGAAUCGCCAUCGACUGAUAAUCUCCCUCAGUUUGGGCUUUUUCGCCCAAUGGGUCGGCAAUGGUGUCAUCUCAUACUAUCUAACUCUUAUCCUCAAUACGGUUGGGGUGACCAGCGCCAGAGAUCAGACGCUCAUAUUGGCCUGCAUGCAGAUGUGGAAUCUCCUGUUUGCCAUCGUAGGUUCGGUGCUGGUUGACCGAUUCGGGCGCCGUCCACUCUUCCUUACAUCCGCCGUGAUCAUGCUCGCCAGUUAUAUCCUCGUCACGGCACUAUCGGCUUCUUUCACAGUGACUCGUCACGCAGCCACGGGAGUUGCGGUCAUACCAUUCCUCUUCAUCUUCUUUGCUGGAUAUGGCGUUGCUUUAACCCCAUUGCUUACGGCGUAUCCGUGCGAGAUCUGGCCGUUCCGUCUUCGAUCCCGCGGUCUGGCCGUAACCUGGAUGUCUACUAUCUGUGCCGCGUUCUUCAAUAUUUUCGUCAACCCAAUCGCCCUGGAGGCUAUUGCAUGGAAGUAUUACUUGGUUUUUAUUGCGGUCCUACUGCUGUUUGGUGUCACUGCGUAUUUUGUGUAUCCUGAAACCAAGGGCUACACGCUGGAACAAGUAGCCAUCAUAUUUGACGGACCGACAAGGCCAGUGGGUGAUAUCGAAACAGAACCGGAAUCAGUUGUUAUCACACAGGAUCUCAAAGGUGUCAGGUCUACAGUCCAUCAAGAGACUAUCUAA
Aspergillus lentulus is the source of this 1599-nucleotide messenger RNA. Its product is annotated as sugar porter family MFS transporter. The record is from RefSeq and is a predicted model, not a curated record. Gene Ontology annotation, molecular function: carbohydrate:proton symporter activity. Gene Ontology annotation, biological process: transmembrane transport; carbohydrate transport. Gene Ontology annotation, cellular component: membrane. NCBI's taxonomy places the organism in Eukaryota, Fungi, Ascomycota, Eurotiomycetes, Eurotiales, Aspergillaceae.